Messenger RNA from Conger conger (European conger), 3615 nucleotides. Its product is annotated as solute carrier family 46 member 2. Gene Ontology annotation, cellular component: membrane. Bases 199 to 1500 code for a protein of 433 amino acids. Gene Ontology annotation, molecular function: transmembrane transporter activity. The transcript has 4 exons. NCBI's taxonomy places the organism in Eukaryota, Metazoa, Chordata, Actinopteri, Anguilliformes, Congridae. Gene Ontology annotation, biological process: transmembrane transport. The record is from RefSeq and is a predicted model, not a curated record.
GCUGUUGGACAGACAGCGAAUAGAUUCGCUGUUUUAUACGCUGACGGUAAAUCGUCGCUCCGAGGAAAUUUCGUGGUCUGCGAAAUCUGAGUUGAAGGAAGGAGAAAAACGGCGACAGACAGAGUGCGGAAAUCGAACUUAUCUAUAUUUAAACUGUCGUUUGAAAGGUUUUGAAGCUUACGUUUAAAAAUAGAAGAGAUGCAGCGUUUGUCACCGAUUCGGGAAUAUGUUGAACCCGUCGUUCUCUGUGCUCAACUUGCCAGUACGUUCUAUGAUACCGGUUUGCAGAUGGUAGUGUACGAACGCACCAAUGCGACCGACUCCGUCAAUCACACCGCCACUGAGGAGGAACAACAGAAAGCCAUUUCAAACUUUUUCAUGACUUACACUAUGCUGUCGAGCUUCCUCCCAUUCGUACCCGCGUAUUUUCUGGCGAGGUACGGGGAUAAAGGAUACAGGACGGUACCCCUUGCCGUGCCUUUGCUAGGUUACGUGCUUUCUAGAACUCUGCUGCUGCUGGUUAUAGUGCUGGAGUUACCCAUUGAAGUGAUGUUUGGGGGUGCGGUGGUUUAUGGGCUGUGUGGGGGGUUUUCCUCGUAUUGGGCAGGUGUUAUGGCGCUUGUGUCCGUGUCUUCGAACGAGGAACGUAGAUCUCUCCAUAUGAGCAGGACAGAACUGAUAUACGGGCUGGCAGGGUUCGUCGGUAGUAUAGCAUCUGGACACCUUUUCAAGUUGUAUGAUGUCGAGCACAGACAAGGAGUACUUCUCGUGGGGCUCUGUGUAUUUCUGUAUAUUUUGUGCUUUCUAUACGUUGUUUUCGUCCUUAAAACAAACCACGAUCGAAGUUCCAGGAGCAGCCUAGAUCGGCAAGAUGAUGAAAUUGGAAUACUGAAUCGCCGUCCCCGUGACAUUAUUAAUAUCGCCCUGCUGUUUGCCGGUGCCAUUCUGUAUGAUGUUGCUGUUGCGGGUGCAAUGGAGAUUUUGAUAUCUUUUGUAAAGAAAGAGCCGUUGAACUGGGACGCCACGCGCAUUGGGUAUGGCAACGCGGCAGGGUUUCUCAUCUUCUUCUCAAGUUUCCUCGGGGUCGUCGUGUUCUCCAAAUGCGCGCGGGACACCACCUUGAUCAUAAUUGGAAUGCUGUCCUUCGCCGCCGGAAUUUACUUUAUGGCAUUCGUGACAGCAACAUACAUGUACUAUUUGGCUAGAGCUUUGACUUUGUUUGCUCUGAUCCCAAUGCCGAUCAUUUGCUCUCUGUUGUCGAAACAAGUCCACAGCUCUUCAUACGGGAAAAUACUCAUUACCCUCCAGCUGUCCUUCGCUCUGGCCAGUCUGGUCUAUUCCCCGAUCUUCACCAAGAUCUACCAGGCUACGCUGGAGUGGUUCCCCACGGUCCCCUUCCAGUUCUCCAGCCUCCUCACGCUUCUCGCCAUUAUACCCAUCAGCGUCGUGGGCUGCAGGACGGGCAGGCAGCAGGGCUACGAGAGGAUCCAGGGCAACUGAUGAGGAGAACCCCAGUCAGUCGUUUCCACCUGGACUUUGAUCUAAUCCUCACGGUCAACAAAACUACUGCCUGCAGAUUGAAUGCAAAAACAUUCUAUAGCAAUGUCUGGAGUUACAGCAGUCAUUAGAACACGGUUAUUUUUCCCCAAGUUAUUUCCCCGAUAUUGUAUACAUAUCACAUGAAAUGCAAGGGUUUGAUUAUGCUGGAUUCUCAAUAUCCAGGUCUUUAACUGUCACGUCUAAGUUGCAGCUUUUGCUUGGCAUGCACAUUGGUUGAUGGCAACUUUGCCUGUCAGAAUAUUGACAUGCAUUGAGUACUACAGUGGAUACAAAAUGAAAACACCCCCCUUCAAGGUUUUACAUCUUGUUGUAUAAUGGUCUGUAAAUCUAAUGGAUUAAAAUGCAACUUGUUUUGCCCUGAACCAAAGUGUACAACAUACAUAUCUUAUGAAUGCAGUGAAAUCAUUUCAAUUUAAAAAAAGAAAGCAUUUAAUCAACAAAACUGUCAUUUUCCUAUUUUUUUAAGUAUAGACCCACCUGAGUGGAAGCACCUUUGACAGCUACCAGUCUUCGAGCGAGCGAACGACUUCAUAGGAGCUUUAGCCCUGUGCUUUGGGUCGUUGUCCUGCUGAAUAUGAAUUUCCGAUCCAUUUUCAGACUUUACAGACCUUCUCAGAUUCUUCUCCAGAAUAUUCCUGUAUUUGGCUCCAUCCAUCCUCGCAAGUUUGAUAAGUUCCCCAGUCCUUUUAGUUGAAAAACAUCCCCAACACUUUAUGCAGCCACCAGCAUGCUUCACAGUCGAGAUGGUGUUGUUUGGGUUUUUGGCAAACAUAACAUUUGGCAUGUAUGCCAAAAAGUUAUAUUUUGGUUUCAACUGACCACAGUUUAGAUGGACACCCUGAUUUUGGGAGACUGUAAGUGGUGCCAUGCACUUUCCAUUCCUUAAUGAUAGUAUUAACAGUGCUCAAUGGCAUCUUCAAAGCCUUAGAGAUCUUUUUAUAUCCCUCAUCUGAUGUGUUCCUUUCCACAACUUUGUCACAGACUUGUUUUGGGAUAUCUUUGGAACACAUGCUGCUGUCUUUGUGUGAGACUGUACUUCCAAACAGAGGGACCAUGGUAAACAGCUGUUUUUAUUCACAUCAAGUUAAUCGCUGUGAUUCCACAUAGGACAUUGAGCUUAGCUUGGUUAUAGUUGUGUAUAGGAUUGGUUAUUCCUGAGAUAGUUUAAGGGAUGUUUCAGUAAAGGGGGUGUAUACUUAUCAAACCAGGUUAUUGCACUUUUUUAAUUAAUGUUGGAAAUUAUGUUUUUUAUAAUUAGUUUUUCCCUUUGAAAUGGCAAAGUAUUGUGUAGAUUAGACGGAAAAAUAGGUAGAUUGAUUGCAUUUUAAUUCCAAUAAAUCUGAAAAUUGUUCAAGGGGGUGUAUUCAUAUUCUAUCCACUGCAUGAAAGGGAUGUGUACAGUGUUUAAUGUAUAUACAGUGCCCUCCAUGAUAUUUGGGACAAAUACUCCUUGAUUUGCCUCUGAUGUGAGGGUAUUUUUAUACAUUUUGGUUACACCAGAAAUUACAGCAGUGUUUAUACAUAUGCUGAAGAGAAAAAAUUAAGGGGAGCCCCCAAAACAAGCAUGAGCUAAAGAUGGCUGCAAUACAGGCCGGGCAGAGAAUCAUCAGAGAAAACACCCAAUGAUGUCCAUGAAUCGCAGACUUCAAGCAAAUAAAUAAAUGAUGGGUCUUUGUCCCAAACAUUAUGGAGGGCACUGUAUGUGUACGGUCCACUUUUAUGGAAAUUAAUUCUAUAGUAUAUUGAUUUUUUUUCAUUAAAAUGUUGAUAGUUAAGAUUAAACAUGUCCAUAAACUGUGGCUGGAGUAUUGGCCUUACAGAGGACAGGUAAAAUGCAGAUGUCAGAUUACUUUGAGUCGAUUUUGCUCAAUGAGGAUACAUGCACUUACAUCAUGUAUUUGGGCAGCUUUUCCAAUGGGAGAUUUGAUAUUUGAAUUGUCAUUUCACUCUGUCCUUCAGAGAUUUUCUGUUGAAUAGUUUUAAAUCAAUUGUUUUAGUCACCAUUUUUGGGACCCAGAAUGGUUUAAAAUAAAGAUAAUUUGAAUGUUACAGUAA